AUGGGAAAAUAUAAAAUAUUUAAAAAGAAAGAGAAAGAUGAGAAGAAGGAGGAGAAUAAUAUUGAAAAUAGAAAAGCAAGAAAGGAUGUUUUUGAUGAAAAAAAAGUUAAAAAAUAUAUAGAAAAAGAAAAUAUUAUAGAUAAUGUUUCAAAGACAUUCAAACAUACUAAAAAUUCAUUUUAUAAUAUUGGAUUUAUUGAAAAAUUAAUUUUAACAUUUUUUGUAACAAUUUUAACUUCAUGGUUUAUAAGAUGGAUUCUUAUCUUAGAUACGAAUCAAAAUAUUCAUCCUCAUCAUCCUUCAACAUGUUAUAAACCAUCAUUUAAAGAGCCAUUAAUUGGUAUGUUGGUUGUAGAUGAAAUAGAGAUGAUUCUUUAUUUUACUCAAAAAGGAAAAGUAUAUGGUGUUGAAUUUGAGAGGAAAGAUAUAAUAAAUGAAUUAGCUAUAGAUUGGAAACUAGAAAAAGAUAUUAUAUUAAAUAUUAAAUCUAUCUCAUAUUAUGGAGUUAAUUUUAAUAUAUUCUUUUAUUUAAUAAAUGAAAAAAAAGAUAUUGAUGAGAUAAUUGUAUUUGCAUGGGAGCAGAAACACUCAAGGUUAAUAUUUAACUCAAGAUACUAUAUUCCUGCCAUUCCUCGAAUUUCAUCUCUCUCACCAGUUGCCUUUAAUCGUUUAUAUCUUGUUUCAUCAUUUUAUUCCUUAAAUAAUGUAUUUUUACAAACACUUGAAAUUAUAACUAAUCUCAAGUAUGGCAGUAUAUAUUUUUAUGAUGGUAAAAAUGCUAAUAAAGUUGUUGACGGUUUGUCAUAUCCAAAAGAUAUAACAAUAGAUGGUAAAAGAAAUAGAUUAUUUGUGGGGCAGAUAAUAGCGAGGAGUAUUAAAGCAUACUACAUUAAGCCUGAUUUUUCACUUGAAGAGGCCUCAGAUAUUAAUACAAUACUUUCAUCACCAAAAAAAUUAUUUGUUGAUAAAAAAAGUGGUGAUAUAUGGUCAUUAUCAUAUGUUCAUUUAUGGAAAAAAUUAUAUAAUGAUUUUAUUCAAGAUUAUAAUAAUCAAACAAUUCAUGAUAAAGAAACAAAAGUUCAUCGUAUUAGAUUUCAAGAUACUAUGAUGAAAAGUUGGAUUGCAACAGAACCAUUUGCUGAUGAUGGAGAAUAUUUUUCUUUUGCAAAUGAUGUUUCAAUUUACGAUGAUCAAUUAAUUUUAACCUCAAAAAGUGAUGGCCUAUUGUAUUGUCCAAAACUUAAUAUAAAAAUUGUUUAA
This is a messenger RNA of Strongyloides ratti, 1260 nucleotides long. RefSeq names its product Arylesterase family and Six-bladed beta-propeller, TolB-like domain-containing protein. The coding region runs from base 1 to 1260 and encodes 419 amino acids. Gene Ontology annotation, molecular function: arylesterase activity. The record is from RefSeq and is a predicted model, not a curated record. The transcript has 3 exons. NCBI's taxonomy places the organism in Eukaryota, Metazoa, Nematoda, Chromadorea, Rhabditida, Strongyloididae.